Messenger RNA from Wasmannia auropunctata (little fire ant), 3257 nucleotides. RefSeq names its product cleft lip and palate transmembrane protein 1 homolog. Lineage: Eukaryota; Metazoa; Arthropoda; Insecta; Hymenoptera; Formicidae. The transcript has 6 exons. Gene Ontology annotation, cellular component: membrane; endomembrane system. The record is from RefSeq and is a predicted model, not a curated record. The coding region runs from base 16 to 1998 and encodes 660 amino acids.
GGUUUCCUUUGUUUCAUGACCGAAAGAAGCUCACGGGACCUGACGGGAGAAAAAAUGGUAGUUACCGAGGACGAGCAUCGUGACAACGCGGAAGUAGAUGUCACAGAAAAUAUGGAUAACAAUCAGCCCAACGGUGAACUGGUUCCGAGAACUGAGCAAAAUAAUGAUGACGAGACAGACGCGAACAACGCGGAGAAUAACGAGCAGCGGCAGAACAAGGCACAACAGUCGCGUUUAGAGUCGUUCUUCGCCAUAACGAAAUCACUGAUCAUACGAGCCCUCAUAAUUUAUUUCAUUAGUAGCCUCUUCAGACGCUCCUCCGAUAAUAAUCCCAAGUCUCCCAACGCCGUCGGCGACGCGCGCCUACAAGCUGUAAAUAUAUUUUCGAAUGGAACGUUAUUUGACCUUAGUGUUUACCUGUCGGAGUCCGAGAACUUCAAAAGGUUUGACGAUCCGCGAACUUUGAUUUGGUUCGAAGAGGGUCUGAUUUACGGGGAUUGGUACGGCGGGCCGAGUCGCGACGGGUCCCGGGUGCUCGAGCACACGUUCGUCCCGUCCGAGCGGCUAAAGCGAAACGGCUCGAUCUACCUGCACGUGUACAUCACGAAGAGCGGGAAGUCGCCGAACCCGAGGGCCGGCAAGGACGUUUACGCCGGCGACUUUAUGUCCUACUCGCGAAAGAUGUUGAACAAGUUUAAGAAAAUCCGAUACCAGAAGCGGCACAACUUGCUGACCGGCGAGAGCACGGCCAGCAAGGAGGAGAUAGCGAAAGCCGAGUUAAUGGAUCAGGAAUACGUGUCGCACUGGCAUCCAAAUUUGACUGUUAAUUUAGUGUUUGAUGAAACCAAUUGGGUGUACGGCCAACUGCCGCAGCCGCUGGACGAAUAUAUACAUUUCUUACCUGGUGGAAAUUCUUACAAGCCGAUACUAUAUAUGAAUGAUUUUUGGAACAUGCAGCGGGACUAUCAACCGUUAAAUAAUACCAUAGAGCAAUUGGAGCUCAGGUUGACCUACCAGCCGCUCUCGUUGUUCAAGUGGCAGAUAUACGCGGCACAGUCCGUUAGAAAUAAAUGGACGUCGUCGUUCAUGGGAGAGGCGUCCGACGACGACGAUAACGAUCAAGAUACCCUGAAAGAGACCUUACUCGAAACGAAUCCAUAUCUGCUAGGAAUGACUAUAGUUGUGUCGAUUUUGCAUAGCGUGUUCGAAUUUUUAGCAUUUAAGAAUGACAUCCAGUUCUGGAACAACCGGAAAUCCUUGGAGGGUUUGUCGGUACGCUCCGUAUUCUUCAAUGUAUUCCAGUCCCUCGUCGUUCUACUUUACGUUCUGGACAACGAGACGAACACGGUCGUGCGCAUCAGCUGCGCGAUCGGCCUGUGCAUCGAGGUGUGGAAGAUCAACAAGGUCGUAGACAUUAACGUCAACCGGGAGGUGAGAGUGCUCGGGAUCUUUCCGAAGAUAUCAUUCCAAGACAAGGGAUCGUACGUGGAGUCCUCCACGAAGGAGUACGACAGGCUCGCCUUCAAGUACCUCUCGUGGGCGCUUUAUCCGCUGCUGGGCGGAUACGCGAUCUACUCCCUGAUGUACCUCGAGCACAAGGGCUGGUACUCCUGGGUCCUCAGUAUGCUCUACGGUUUCCUCCUGACCUUCGGAUUCAUCAUGAUGACGCCGCAGCUGUUUAUCAACUACAAACUGAAGAGCGUCGCGCAUCUUCCAUGGCGUAUGCUGUCGUACAAAUUCCUCAACACGUUCAUCGACGAUAUCUUUGCGUUUGUGAUAAAGAUGCCGACGUUGUACAGGAUCGGCUGCUUCCGCGACGACAUUGUUUUCUUCAUAUUUUUGUACCAAAGAUGGAUAUACAAGACCGACCACACCCGGGUGAACGAGUUCGGCUUCUCCGGCGAGAUGGAGGCGCAACUGGAGGACAGCAAGAAGCAGGUCGCGAUCAAGGACGAUCCCCCGGAGGCGAAGGACGAGUCGGCGAAGAAGAACGAAUAAUACUUGGUGUGCAUAGAUUUAGCAUCAAGUACGUUAUAUCAUCCUACGUUGUCCCCGAAUUAAUUAAAAAAAAAUAAUUAAAAAAAAAGAGAAAAUGUCCGAUACCAAAGGAAUAUAAUUACACACAUCGACACGUUUAUUUAUACAAAUUUCCGCAUAAUCAUGUGUGUGUGUGUACAUGUAUAUUCUAUUUCCGAAUUCCACGUGCUAGGCGAGCAUACUGCGGCGGGAGGUUGGCGAGGGAUAAGAGGCGAAUUUCUUUUAUCCGAAUUUAGAGUACGCCCGGAAAUGUGCGAGAAGAGAUCACAAAAAAAAAAUUGUAAAACGGUGCACACAAAAGCCGAGAGGUAGGCUCUUCGGUGGAUGUAUCUCGCGUAUUCUCCCUAAAAAAAAAAAAGCUAUAAAUGUAGGUAGUAUGCUCAGCAGUGUUAUCAUUCAUGUAAAUGUUCGACUGCAAAGAUAGACACUCGCCACGUGCCACGAGAGCACGGGGGAGGGACGUACGCCGUUCUAUCGAUUUUGAUGUUUAACCAAAAUGUCAAAAGAGAGAGAAAAAAAAGGGAAAGGAGCAUCAACGAUUUCAGACGAUGUUAGGCAUUCACAUUAUCGGGCCCCGAGAUGUUGGCUACGAGAAAUAAAAUUGAUUUAAUUAUCAUACAUCACACGUGUACCUUUUCUUCUGAGUGAUAAGCUUGGAUCCUCUUCAUUCGUAUCGCGACACUUCACGAGAUUACGCAGUGGGGGGGAGGGAGGGGGCGGGUAGAUAGUAGUUCUUUCCUUUCCGAAGCACUCGAAAUCUUGUAUUACGAGGGGCGGGAAGGGAAGAUCGUGCUCACUAAUGCCGUGACGUUGGUAUUACAAAUUACAUUUAAUGCUAUGUUUUAUAUAUAUUUUUUUGCGUUAUAGUAGUAUAAUCAUCUACCGUCGACUUACUGUCUAUAUUUUGAACAAUAUACAUUUAUUACAUAUCCAACUUGCCGUAAUGCGUAAGUUACUCGUUUUCCCGAAUGAGAUUUGUUUGUAGCGUAAUUUAUGAGCAUCACCGCACGCCAGGUAUGCGCGGUGCAAAAGGGUUUUUAAUCGCGGCUCUUCGAGCUCUAAAGUUAUUUUACAUGCGGUACGCGGCGAAGGUAUUCUGUGGAAAAUUGAGGGUACUCGAGCAGCGAGAGAUACGACGGCGUUUCACGUGUUAUCAGCGUGACGUCGAUGCUGUUUAGAUUGUAAAAAUGAUUUAUAUAAUAAAUAUAGGUAAUUCCUCC